AAGUGAAGCUAUUUCCGGCAUUCGCAGCCCCCGCUUCCUAUUAAGUUUCGUUGUUAGUUGUUCAUAGUUUAUCCCGUUGCGGAAAAGCCAAAUAAUUCGAAAUGUUUUGGGGACUCGUGUUGAAGGCUAACAAAAAGUACUCGCAGACGGUUCAGAAGGCGUUCCACCUGUCCCAGGCGGCGCUGGAUCUGUCCAAAUGUGGAGAUGCGGACGUACAGGUUAUGUUGACCUCGGAAGACAGCACCUACCUGCUGUGUACGCUGGGCAAGAAGACUCCGCAGGUCGCAUUAGAUCUGAACUUUGACGAGGGUGACCAGAUUAGUUUAAGCACCAAGGGCGAAGGUGUGGUCCACCUGACCGGGUAUUUGAUGCCGAAUGAGGAGGAUCUCUUCGGCGGUGAAGACGAUGAGGAUCUGGAGGAGGAGGAAGACGAAGAGGUGGAGGCUUCCCCUCAGAAGGGAAAAGGAAAGGAGCGCAUUGCCAAGAAGGUCGCCCAGAAGGUGAACGCCAAGGAAGUCCAGCUGGAGGAAGAUGGCGAAGAGGACGAGCUGGAUGAGACGUUCGAGUUGCCAACGGGUGCUAACAAGAAGUCAGGUGCUAAGGGUGCGGUAGAGGAAGAGGAUUCCGACGACGAUGAUGACGAUGAAGAUGACGAAGACGAUGAUGACGAUGAUGAGGACAUGGAUGAUAGCAAGUUGGACGGUGAGGAAGACAGCGACGACGAUGAUGACGAUGAGUCCGAUGAUGACGAAGAGGACGAUUCCGAGGACGAACAACCCAAGGCCAAGGUUGCUAAGGUGGAGAAGAAAGCUUCCAAGCAAAAUGGAGUUGAAAACGGCAAGGCUUCCCCGAAAGAACAGAAGAAGGAAGGUCAGCAGCAAGAAGCCAAGACACGCACCCUUCAGGGUGGACUGGUCGUGGAAGACCUCAAAGUCGGAUCCGGACAAGAAGCCAAACCGGGCAAAAAGGUUGCCGUCUUCUAUGAAGGUCGCCUGAAGAAGAACAACAAGGUGUUCGAUUCCACCAACAAGGGUCCCGGCUUCAAGUUCGCUCUGGGUCGCGGCGAGGUCAUCAAGGGCUGGGAUCUUGGAGUGUCCGGAAUGAAGGUCGGUGGCAAACGACGACUGACGGUGCCCCAUCAGUUGGCCUACGGAACCCGAGGAAGCCCCCCGGUGAUCCCACCCAACAGCACACUGGUCUUCGACGUCGAGUUGAAGAACGUCUUCUAAAUUAAGGCCACCUAGCGCUAAACUAACCUAAUUAACACGAUAAGGUACAACUACAAAUCCCUGAUGAAUACACUUAUUGAUCGAAGCUGAGAUCAACACUACUUACCACACACACACAACACACAACAGACCUUUUAACCGGCUGUCGUCCUAUAUAGCUUAGCCAUAUACAAACAAUCAUAAGGAACGAAUAGUAUGUAGGAUUAAACGGAACAUUCAAUACAAUAGGAUCUUAAAAGUAAAAGGACUAAACAGCGAUAUUCUGUACAGAUAGGCACGGUCAUUGAAUCUUACCCAGGGACUGAGUAAAUACAAUGUACUAUAUACAAUUACUCAAUGAUCAUAAAAACUGUCUAAAUCCAGUGUUUAUGAUAGUGAGAGUAAAAGAGAUAGAAAUGCAAUUUUACUCAGUCUCUGGGUAAGAUUGAACGGCCGUGUGAACCACACCCAACAACAACCAUCCGAUCCCCCCAAGAAGAGAAAAACAGUAACAACAAUAAUUGUUUGCUCUUUUUGUUGUAAAAAAGUUGCAUUUAAUGUUUUCAGUUCGGACUGUUUUCCUAUAAAAAGUUACGGUAAUUAUUGUCAAAUAUAAAAACGAAGU
Molecule: messenger RNA, 1833 nt
Organism: Ochlerotatus camptorhynchus
Lineage: Eukaryota; Metazoa; Arthropoda; Insecta; Diptera; Culicidae
Product: 46 kDa FK506-binding nuclear protein-like
Exons: 3
Coding region: 102-1229 (375 amino acids)
Cellular component (GO): nucleolus; chromatin
Molecular function (GO): peptidyl-prolyl cis-trans isomerase activity
Source: RefSeq, a predicted model, not a curated record